AUGGUCACAGACAUACCUCCUUUUGUUGUCCUCUGCUAGGUGGUGCUCCCAACCUUCAUCCUGGAGAAGCGCUCGUUGCUAGAAAUGUAUGCCAACUUCAUGGCUCAUCCCGACAUGUUCUUAUCCAUCACGUCUGGCUGCACGGCGGAGGAGCGCUUUGUUCGCUUUGUCGAGUACUACCUGACUGCCUUCCACGAGGGCCGGAAGGGAGCUGUGGCCAAAAAGCCCUACAACCCCAUACUGGGUGAGAACUUCCACUGUUCCUGGUAUGUGCCUCGGGGGCAUGUUCGUUCUCUCAGGACUACCAACUGUACUGGUGCUAACUCAACAGCAGCCACUACCAUUCCUGGGUCCCCGCAGAGGGGGACAGACACUAGCAGCAGAAGAAACUCAGACUGCUAUCGUGUUCGGUUCGUGGCAGAGCAGGUGUCCCACCACCCUCCUGUAUCUGGCUUCUACUGCGAGUGCAAGGAGAAGAGGAUGUGUGUCAACACUCACGUCUGGACCAAAAGCAAGUUCAUGGGCAUGUCUGUUGGCGUCUCCAUGGUCGGGGAAGGUGUUCUAUAUUUGUUGGAGCACGAUGAGGAGUAUGUGUUCACACUGCCCUGUGCCUAUGCCCGUUCCAUCCUGACUGUGCCAUGGGUGGAACUUGGGGGUAAGGUCACCAUCAACUGUGCCAAGAGUGGGUACUCUGCCACUGUAACUUUCCACACCAAACCCUUCUAUGGAGGAAAAGUACACAGGUAG
This is a messenger RNA of Morone saxatilis (striped sea-bass), 747 nucleotides long. RefSeq names its product oxysterol-binding protein-related protein 11-like. Lineage: Eukaryota; Metazoa; Chordata; Actinopteri; Moronidae. The record is from RefSeq and is a predicted model, not a curated record. The transcript is spliced from 3 exons. Gene Ontology annotation, molecular function: cholesterol binding. Gene Ontology annotation, cellular component: membrane; intracellular membrane-bounded organelle; cytosol.